CUCCGAUAGUCACAACAGUGACCACUUAUCAAUUCAGGGUUUGGCAGAGCUAACGUACGUACCUACUCACGCCCGCGUGAAAAUUUAUAAGCGGCGGGAAAAUGGCUCCGCGACGCGCAGUUUGAAUUAAGGCGGGCGGCGCGCGCCGGUCGCCCGGGCACCAGCCACCUACAAUGUCUCCCAUAUUAUUAUUGACAACACCACGCCUGUGGUAACAAGUACAUUUUGCAGGAGGUAGUGAAGUGUUUAACAGCUGAUCGUGUUAGUGAAAUGUGAACGGGCUUCAACAACAGGUCCAAAAGAGGCACGAAAAUGACAAUCGUAAUGAAUCCAGCGUGUACAUCGCAAUCUGAUGAUGAAAUAGAAUCGGGGCGUGAGAGUGAGGUUGGUAGUGAUUGCUAUGGGCAAAUGCUUGAUGAACACACGAGGUUAUAUGAUAACGAGAAGCAAAGCGAUAUCGUCUUUGUAGCUGGUAUCAACGGCGAUACCUGGAGGUAUCCCGGCCAUCGACGCGUAUUAGCUGCUACAAGUCCAGUCUUCGCAGCUUUACUCUCUGUUAAAACUGAUGUUAUCAUCGUUGACUAUGUUGACCGCCGUGGCUUUGAGCAGCUUCUACGAUACCACUACUGUGAACCAACACAGCUUAAUUCCGUUGCAACAGCACGAUGUGCUCUGGACGCGGCGUACAAAUUUCUUUGUGCACCUCUUGCAGAACGCUGUGCACGACGUCUCGACGAGAUGUUAGAUGCAGGUGUUGCUCUAGAAAUAUUACGGGACCUACGAUUUCUAUGCGCGAGACUGCCCGGAGCGGCAUCAGCACCACCUCUACCGGCCCUUACUAAUGACAACGCCGCAAGAUCAUUGGCACAGUGUUCACGUUGGUGUGAUUCGCUUGCUCAUAAUGCACUUCUUGUGUUAGACAACGAUGCAGAUGCGGCUCUCGCUGAUGAACGACUCGAAGAUCUCGCUUAUGAAGAUCUAGCACUUAUUGUGAAACGGGACACUUUUCGAGUAUCCAAUGAACUCGUAUUAGUGGAAGCAUUAUCCCGAUGGAGUACGGCAACUUGCAAACGUCACAAACGGGAAUUGACAUCAAGUAACAAACGAGUAGCACUCGGUGAAUUGGCGUAUUGUCCUCGAUACCUUCUGUUAUCCGGCGAAGAGUUAACUAAAGCUUUGGAGUUGGAGCUAUUGGAGCCAAUAGAGCGCGCGUUAGUUACAGCACGAGCGAAAAAGCUAUCAGCACCAGUCCCUGUGGGAGCAGAGCAGGAGGGGUUGCUACGAAGAUGGGCACGACCUCGACCUACGGAGCCAGCUGCUUUGCCUGUGCAUCUGAGCACACGUUCUGAACCUCCUCCAGAACCACAACCAAGCAAGCUGUGCGGUCGCCGUCCUAAACGGCCAAAACAGCCAUGUUUUGCGCCCGAAGAGAAACGCAAAAAACCUGGGUGCUGUGCUCGUUUUGGUGAGGGCCUUUUGAGAGCUUUUAUCUGUUUAUUCGACUAAGAUUAAUCUACUAUGCAAAAAUUUUAAAAUAAUUGCAUGUAAAUCAGGUAAAUACUCAAUAGAAUAUAUGUAAAACUCUUCUAGUUGAUGGAAAUUUGUCUAAACAGGUAUGCCUAUAACUUUGGUAUUACCAUUACUUUCCGUAAAGAGCCUGCUUAUUGUACUGAUUAUGUGUAUAUUAGUUCUCACGAUAAAUAAAUGGAGAACAUAAAUAUAUUUUGAUUGAUUAAAUUUACAAAAGUAGUUCUAUGCACAUAAACAUAAUAAUAAGCAGACUCUUCUAGUAAAAUUGAUAAUAUAAAAUAUGAGGAACUGUGAAAGAGAAAUUAUUACAGCGAUAGAUAUAGAAAGGAAAAUCGUAUAAAGUAGAAUGACAAAUUUUGUAUUUUUUUACAAAUUAAAUACUUUAUAUAUCAAACAGUAUACCUUGUAAAAUAUUUCCUGCUCUAUUAUUUUUUUUAUAUUUAUAGCUGUCUGCUAUUAUUAUAUUAAUAUUAUUAUUUUAAUAAUAAGUUAUUAAAUAUUAUUUCAGUCUCAAUGAAUAUGUUUAUAGUAGCUUUUUAAAUCUGCUGAGAAUUAUUUUUAAUUUGGUAGCGGAGUAAAGAAUCGUAACAGUUGUGACGAAACAAGUUUGGAUAGUUUGUUCCGAAAAAAAAAAUCGUAAUAAAUGUUUCAUUACCUUCUUUGAAUUCGUAGCUCAGCUACGUAAUUUUAAUGUUUAUGGAAUUUUGAUCUGUAUGUGGUAGCCAUAAUACGUGUAUUUCAAUGUUGUGAUAUCUUUGUUAAAAUAAUUUGAUGUUAAAAUUGUUCAACAAUUUCUUAUUUAGGAUAUGUUUAUUUGUAAUUCAUACCUAUCUAUAUUUCUAUAAAUUGGUGCACAAAAUUUGGAUUUAUCAAGUACUUAGACUAAUUUUAGAGUAUUUUUCGUUGCAUUUAUAUAAAUUCGUGUUCGUUUAUUGUAUAUGGUUAAGUAAACAAAAUUUACUAGUUUUUAUUAAAGAAAUUAGUUUAAAUCUUCCAUACUUUAAUAUUUAAUAUCUAGUCGUAUGUUAAGUACAUUAUAAUUGUAUCUAAUGAAAUUGUUUACUGCCUUUUAUUGUACUGUUAUAUUUAGGUUUAUGGAGCAAAGAUUUUAGUUUUAAAGUGUGCCAUAUUAUUAAAUAUACUUACUUCGAUUGUUGUAAAUUUUCCAAAUAAGUAAGUAGUAGUAAUAAAUAUAACAAUCUUGUUUCAAGUUUAGCUAAUUUUCUUAAUCAAUAAUUUAUUAUUAUUCUAUAAAUUAGUGAUACUAUUACUUUAAACUACAUUUUGCUUAGCAUUAUAUUAGGCUCAAUGUUUAAAAUAACAUGUUACUUAUUUCUUAAUGAAAUAGUCCUUAAUUAGUCACUCAAACUAUAAAUCAAUGUGUUCUCUCAGAGCUAUAGUUGUAUCUAAAUGAUCAUGUAAUAAAAAUAUAUGAGG
Achroia grisella is the source of this 2967-nucleotide messenger RNA. RefSeq lists its product as uncharacterized. The transcript has 2 exons. Lineage: Eukaryota; Metazoa; Arthropoda; Insecta; Lepidoptera; Pyralidae. Gene Ontology annotation, biological process: neurogenesis. The record is from RefSeq and is a predicted model, not a curated record. Gene Ontology annotation, molecular function: protein binding. Gene Ontology annotation, cellular component: cytosol. Bases 313 to 1506 code for a protein of 397 amino acids.